AUGAAGUCGAACACGACUAACCACCGUUCAUUGUUUCUCGCAGAUGAAAGCCACGAUGAAUCGUCCGACGAGCAAGCGCAGGGCCGCCCUCGCACCGGCCAACGGACCAAACAUCCAAGGCGCAGCCUCGAUGACGUCAACAAAGCUGACGUCGCUGGGAAAACCGUCCCUGCACCGGCAGCUGGAGUGAAGUCUGUGGCUCGCGGUGGUCCCCUCGAUGCUGCUGCAAGUGGUCCCUUCCCUGCUGCUGCCGCUGCUGGUGGAUCUUCCCCUGCUGUCGCUGCAGCCGGGUCUUCCCCUGCUGCCGCUGCUGCCGGAUCUUCCCCUGCCGCAGCUGCUGCCGGACCUUCCCGUUCUGCUAUUCCUGACGGUGGUUCCCCUCCUGCUGAUGUGGCUCCCGAUGCUGUUGUUCCCGCCGGGACACCUGCUGCUGUUGAAGGAAACCCCAACCGCAGCCAAAUGGAGUUGCUUAUGACCCGGGCGACGGGGCGUGCGUAUGCAACUGAUGCCGCUCGCUUCGACGAGGAAGCGCGCGCCGAACCUGAUGUGAAUGAGGAGCUUCGAACUAAGGCAGAAGCUCAUAAGGCGAUCGCCGGAGUUUAUCAGAAAGAGAAUGGUCGCCUCGCCGAUGACCUGAAAAGCGCGCUGGUGCUUAUAACGCACUUUGCUAAGAAGACUACGCAAGUGGACCAGUCGACUCUCGACUGGAAGUUUACGUCGUGUGCAGGGCAUGCCGGCUACACCCCCGAAUCGGCCGAAGGGAUGCAGGUGGCAGCGAUUGCCAAGUCGCAGGGCAAGCUGAAGGAUGCUAUGGAACGUUUUAACGAUCGCAUCGGGAAGAUCUACCGCCUCUGCCGCGUUUACGCCUUGAGCCGAGAUCCGUGUGUCUUCAUGAGGGAGAAGCGAACCCUGAAGGGCGAGCUAACUUUCUCCGAGAUUGAUGACUUCGCGAAGGUGUGCGCGGACUUCGUGAAGAACCAAUCCGACAUGAUGAUGGGAAUUUAUUGGCAUUUGUGGGAGGGAUCACCCUUUUCUAGCCCAGCGUUUGUUAAGUGUGCGUCCCUUUGGGACCCGGAAUUCGAUGGCGCCCUUCCCAUUGCGUUGUUUCCUGAUCAGCUGCUGGUUAUCCUUGCAGCGGUGCGUUUCAAGCUUCGUUAUCCCCAUGGCAAGGCCCAGUUUAAGCGAUCAGGGGACCCGUCAGCCUUCUCCAGGCAGGCACGGGUGGUGCAGAGGUGGAUCAACGAGGGGCCCGUUGAACGGGAUGGCGACUGUGUCGGCAUUGGCAGCAUCUGCAUCGUUGGAUGGAAGGAGAUCCAUGAAGCUGAGCUGGAAGCAGAUGAGCUCGGGGAUUUGACCCGAGAUGACUUCACCACCAGGGCUGCUUAUCGCAGGCUUCACAACGCAAACGAGCCGCAGAAGGAGCUGUUCUAG
Molecule: messenger RNA, 1431 nt
Organism: Closterium sp. NIES-65
Lineage: Eukaryota; Viridiplantae; Streptophyta; Zygnematophyceae; Desmidiales; Closteriaceae
Source: the annotation of a GenBank genome assembly